CCGGUGUUUAGGUCUGUGUAGCUAGUUAGCAGUGCGCUAAGUUAGCUAGCCCGCUCGGUAGCAGGCUUCUGGGUUCAGCCUGCUGCAGUUCUCACCGUCGGCUCCUGGUCACGGACUCAGUUAGAGCAUUAGCUUGCUUUCUGUCAGGCUGUUGUUUUUGUUUGUUUGUUUGUUUGUUUGUUUUUGUUUUUUGUUCCCCCCUAAUACCACGUAAUAGCUUCAUUAAUAUCGUCUAAAUACCGUGUCAUGUAGUGCGGUCUGAAAUAAAAAUCGACAGCUAACAUUUUUCACUUAUGGAAAUAAACAGAAGUUUUUCCAGCCACUAAACCGUGCACAAAAAAAACUGGGUCGAAACCAGGCUAACUGGCUAACCGGCUAACUUCCAAAACUGGUCUGGUUCUAUAUGUUAAAUUUUACUAGACAUAAUCCAGGUAGCUGAUAUACUUUAACUGAAUGGACAGUUAAACUAUAUUCGGCGCAGCUUGGUUAGCUGUGUUCUUUUUGAAAGCGUUUUCUUUCACCUAGCCGGUUAGCUAACGCAGCAGUGAGUGCGAGCUAAUCCGCUUUCUGUCGCUAGUGUUACCGGACACCGGCAUCGAUGAUCAGAACAAUCAGCUAUGAGAGCAGACCUCUCGUCAGUCAGCUCUCCUCGCGGAAGACGGUUUUUUUUCUUUUUACAGCAAUUUACUAAUCAUUUUUGGGCAGAAAACGCAGCGGGUAUACGUCUAACUUUAUAUUUAAUUGACCUGAAUGCGGUUUUGACAUCUUGUUUACAUUGAAUAUUUACGAGUAAAUAGCACACCCCGAUUCUGUUCUGGGAGUAGCAACGCCGCCAAAAUAGCCGGCCCGGGCAGGAAGCGGCGCAGCUCGGACUCAGACCCCAGUGAAAGCGGCUCGUCCGGCGGCAGUGAGGUGAGAGACAGCCGCCCUGUCAGCGGCAAGUGGCUGAAGAUGGCUAGCAGCAGCAGCUCUGCAUCGGGCGAGGCGAGCCGCAGACGAGCGCAGAGAGGAGCUGAGGAGAGCAGCAGCAGCAGCAAGAAGAAACAAAAAGAUCGGGCUAACCAAGAGAGCAGAGAGGCCAAGCGUGCUGCGACUGCGGCCAGCCAAGACACCAAGAAAGAUAUAUUUCUAGACUGGAAGCAGAAUGCAGAUGAGGUGAUAGUCAGGCUGCGAUGUGGAGAGGGUGCACUGAAGGUGGAGAAUGUUGACACUGCCUUUUCAGAUACGGCCUGCCAAGUCCGCUUCCCAGAUGGGCGUGAGUGGCAAUGUCACCUACACGCUGAGAUAGAGAGCUCCUGCAGCAAAGUACUGUAUAAGGAGAAAGGCAGCAUAUUGCAACUCAUCAUGCACAAGAAGAUCCCCUUCAAUAACUGGCCCAGUCUUAUGAACAACAAAGAAAACGACCCAGUAAACAUCUUGAGGGAGAAUGGAUGCAGUCACAAGUCAACAACAGAGAGGUCUGAGAAAUCCAGCUUCAGCUCUGAAAUGCUCAAAACUUCCAGCAGACCGGAAGAGCAGGCACCAUCGACAGAUCAGAAAUGCAGUAAACCUGACCGUGGUGUAAAAAGAGGGAUGAAGAACAAACAGGCAGAGAACUCUGAGAGUGCAGGCAUCAGAGUAUCUGAGACUAAGCCAGGCAGUAAAGGAGACCAGACACCUGAGCCCACUGCCAAGAGAACUGUCCGUCCUUCCAAAAGCACAAAGGAGCCCACUGUAGCAUCUAGCCCUGCACGAGAGCAUCAGCCCAAACCAGUAGUCAAUGGCAAACCCAUAAUAAGCCAUGGAUCUGCCUCUGUGCCCUCUACUGCCCAAGAAGGCAAAUCAGAAACCCAGAUUAAAGCAUACCAGGGGUCACAAAAAGAGAAAGAGAUUGAAAAAAAGACAGACAGACGCACUCAGGCUGAAGCAGGUAAAAAUAAGGAUCAGCUAGCUGUUUGUGAGCCAAGGCCUGAGCCCCAUGAGCCUUCUGCUCCCGGAGUAAUACCUCCAACUCCUGGAGAAACCUGUAAGCCUGGGGAGACUAGCAGAGGAGGAACUGCUCCAGAGGACAAAGAGAAAAGCAAAGAGCAAGGGAGGACUGAUGGUGCUGUGCAGGACCAAAGACAAACAGAUGUUCCGGCCCACCAUCUGGAAUCUGGAGAGACUGUUCCAACAGUUGACUCCAAAAGGCGAGAGUUUAAAAAUACAGAGGAGGAGAAGAGGGACAGAUCUAAAGAGGAGCCAAGUGAGAAGAGUCUUGAGAAGGACAGAGGCCCAGAGCCAAUGGUGAACCUGUCGUUUGUGAAGAAUGACUCAUAUGAGAAAGGGACCGACCUGAUGGUUGUCAAUGUCUACUUGAAGGAAAUCUGUAGGGAGAUUUCCAGGGUGCUCUUCAGGGAACAAGACUUCACCCUUAUCUUCCAGACCAGUGAUGCUAAUUUUUUACGUCAACAUCCAGACUGUGGACCAAACACUGUCUUCAAGUGGCAAGUCAAACUCAGGAACCUGAUUCAGCCGGAACAGUGUAGUUUUUCCUUCACUCCAUCACGCAUAGACAUCACCCUGAGGAAGAGGCACAGUCAGCGAUGGGGGGGUCUGGAAGCCCAAGUUCCACAAGGUGCAGUGGGGGGCGCGAAGGUUGCUGUGCCCUCCGGGCCUUCCUCCCUCGACAAGAGUCAGCCAGGGAGCAGUCAGCAUGCUCUGCCUGCCAAGGAGGAGCCUCGGGCAGGGGAGGAGAAGCCUAAGUCCUCUCGGGCUCCAGAGGAUGGUACUUUAGAUGCCGUGGUUCCACGCUCUGUCUCUGAUCAUGUUCCUAUCAAACAAGAGCCAGCCAUUACCACGCCGAAGCCCACCUGCAUGGUGCAGCCGAUGACCCACGCUCCUUCUGCAGGCAGUGAGCGACCUGAGGAAGAGGAGGAGAAGAAGGUGUGUCUCCCUGGCUUCACAGGACUGGUCAACCUGGGGAACACGUGCUUUAUGAACAGCGUGAUCCAGUCUCUCUCCAACACACGGGAACUAAGAGAUUAUUUCCAUGACCGGGCUUUUGAGACAGAGAUCAACUGUAAUAACCCCCUGGGCACAGGUGGAAGGUUGGCUAUUGGGUUUGCGGUGCUGCUGCGGGCUUUAUGGAAAGGCACUCACCAUGCUUUUCAGCCCUCCAAAUUAAAGGCAAUAGUGGCCAGUAAGGCCAGUCAGUUUACAGGUUAUGCUCAACACGAUGCCCAAGAAUUCAUGGCCUUCCUCUUGGAUGGGCUGCAUGAGGACCUGAACCGUAUCCAAAACAAACCGUACACAGAAACCGUGGAUUCAGAUGGCCGCCAAGAUGAGGUUGUAGCAGAAGAAGCAUGGCAAAGGCACAAGAUGAGGAAUGAUUCAUUCAUUGUUGAUCUGUUCCAAGGCCAGUACAAGUCAAAGCUUGUGUGCCCAAUGUGCUCCAAGGUUUCUAUUACCUUUGACCCCUUCCUAUACUUGCCUGUCCCUCUACCUCAGAAACAAAAGGUGCUCACUGUCUUCUAUUUUGCUAAGGAGCCCCACAAGAAACCAGUCAAGUUUUUGGUGAGUGUUAGUAAAGAGAACUCAAGCACAGCGGAAGUGUUGGAGUCUAUUUCCCGGAGUGUGAGAGUCAAACCAGAGAACCUAAGGUUAGCAGAGGUGGUGAAAAAUCGUUUCCAUCGGAUAUUCUUGCCUUCUCACUCCCUUGAUACGGUUUCAUCUGCCGACAUGCUCUUCUGCUUCGAGGUGUUGUCCAAAGAGCUGACUAAGGAGAAAGUGGUGCUGCUUAGGGUCCAUCAGAGGCUUCAGGUUCCCAGUAUUCCUAUAGCCAAGUGUGCUGCCUGCCAGAAACCUCCUCUGUCAGACGAUGAGAAACUGAGGCGCUGUACACGCUGCUAUCGUGUGGGCUACUGCAACCAGGCUUGCCAGAAGAACCACUGGCCCAACCACAAAUCUCUAUGCCGGCCUAACACUGAGAAUGUGGGCCUGCCGUUUUUGAUCAGUGUGCCUGAGUCAAGACUGACCUACACCCGACUCACUCAGCUCCUUGAAGGGUAUUCCAGGUAUUCGGUGAACGUUUUCCGUCCUCCGUUCCAGUCUGGUCGGACAUCUCCUGAGGCUAGUCUGUCUCGUGGUGAACACCCUCUUACAACCGGUUCAGUUGCUGAGGGACCUGGGGCGGAAGAGGAAGAACUUCAUGCAAUUGAAGCAGGGGAUGCUCAGGAGCAGGACAGUGUUUCUCCUGAAAUGGCAACAGCACAGGCCUCCGCUCACUCAGCGGAAGACCUGAACUCGCUGUCCACACGCACCACAGACUCUGGCUUCUCUGAGCUGCUGUCUAGCUCCCAGGAUCCUUUUGGAGAGAAAGAAACAUCAUGUGAAAAGGCUGUGAAACCAGAAGCUGCCGUCACAGGGUACCAGCAACCCUCAGACUGUAGUUACAGGAGUGGUUCUCAGUUCUAUAUCUCACUACAAGAUGCCAACAACAAGGAACUAAAACUUGAAGACAAAGGUGAUGGUGUACUGGAGGUGUCUGAAGACUGCACCUUGGAGCUGGUAUGGAAGAAUAAUGAGCGGCUAAAAGAGUACGUGCUUGUGCGUUCAAAAGAGCUGGAGUUUGAUGAGGAUCCAGGCUCUGCUAGCGAGACCGCCAGGGCGGGACACUUUACACUGGAGCAAUGCCUCAACCUCUUCACCAAGCCUGAGGUGCUAGCGCCUGAGGAAGCAUGGUACUGUCCAAAAUGUCAGCAGCACAGGGAGGCCUCCAAGCAGCUUCUGCUUUGGCGUCUGCCGAACGUGCUUAUCAUCCAGCUCAAACGAUUUUCCUUCCGGAGCUUCAUCUGGAGAGACAAAAUCAAUGACAUGGUGGACUUUCCUGUGAGGAACUUGGACUUGAGUAAGUUCUGUAUUGGCCAGAAGGAAGAUGUUCAGCAGCCCCCUAUUUAUGACCUAUAUGCUGUUAUAAACCACUAUGGAGGAAUGAUUGGGGGUCACUACACAGCCUAUGCUCGUCUACCCAAUGACAAAAACAGUCAGCGCAGUGAUGUUGGCUGGCGUCUGUUUGAUGACAGCACUGUGACUACAGUAGAAGAGAGCCAGGUGGUGACACGCUAUGCCUACGUGCUGUUCUACCGACGUAGGAACUCUCCCGUUGAGCGACCGCCUCGUCUGCUGGACCCGCUGGGAGCCGAGUCUCCUGCUGCAGCUGGAGCUGCUGCCAGUCAGGCGUCUCUGAUAUGGCAGGAACUGGAGGAAGAUGCGGAAGGGCACCAAGGCGCUCCCUCCUGGAGCCUCUUCCGGCCCAGACUCCGACAGAGAAGACCCAGGACAAGGCUGGAGGAAGAGGAUGACCGCAAUGGAGGGCUUACAUGGCGCAGACAGGAACACGUUUCUGAUCAUUCUGAUGAUGACCAUACCAAAUAUUUCCUCCUGGGCACUAUGGCUGCAGUGUUUGCAUUGCUGCUCAACAUCAUCUAUCCCCUGAUAUACAAGUCUCAUUGGGGAUAAACUGAAAAGUGUCACACAUGUAGAGUGUAUAUAUGUACAGUGUGUUUGUUUAUAUACGCACACACCCACGCACACACAUGCACGCAUGUAAUGUGUAUUUAAAAUGCAAACCAGUAUGUAAACAAAAGAGAGUUACUUUAGAUGGAUGGUUUAUUUAUUGUGUAGAUGAGGCUCAGGGCCUCUCUGUGACUUCUAUAUAAAAAAUGGGAUGAUCAUUUUUAAAUGUCUGUUUUUCUAUUUCUUUGAUUUUUAAAUACAGCAGUGUAUCAUAAAAAGAAUUCCUAACUUUAAUUGUACAGAACAAUCAUUUAUACUGUUUAAGAAGCAUCUUUAAGAAACUUGAUUACAGGGCAAACUCAGGGCAUCCUGUAACUGUUUUACACCAUUAGCAAUAGUUACCCUCUUAUUUCUAAUUAACAUCAGACUGCUCAUGUAACAGCCUUCAGAUUUAGCUUAAAAAAAGAACAAAAAGCCAUCAACUUCAGUUUAAACUUGUCAACACACUGACUUUGCAUUUGAGUUUAUUAUACUGUCAUAGUAAUAUAAAGCUCAGUAUAUCCAUCUGCUCAAAACUCUAAUCACUCAAUAAUGAUUCUUCUUAUACUGUGUAAAUAUAUAUUUUAUCCGUCGAGUUUCUUACUAACAGGUGCUGCCAUCCGUCCAACAUGAAGACAGCUUUUUUUAGUUAUAAUGUCAAGCCAUGUGGCUUAACCUCUCAAAAUGGUCUGCAAGUUCCGCUGUUUUUGGUUUGCAUUUUGAUCACUGUCUCUUCUUAUGCUUUUCGUUGUUUUGUUUUUUUGUUUGUUUUUUUUUUUAAGACAUUCCUGCACACUCCCACAAAAAGUUGAACCAAUCACAUUAUUGUUUACAUUACUGGCUGCUCCUGCCUGUGAUAUUUUCUGACAAACCUUGUUGGUUCUGUGUCUAAAAAUAUUUCACCUAUAUAAUAAGUCAUUUGAACCACCAUGAGCAGGUUAAGGCAAUACUAAAGAUGGAUAAAUAAAAGCAGUAAAUGCACAAUGUCACAAUGCAUCUCGCAUGCACUAAUGGUAAUGAAUGUGAUCUUUCUUUGUCCCGUGGGUUUCAUAUCUGAUUGCCCACUCCUGACCACAAGAAAGUUUAAAAAAAAAAAAAUGAAAAAAAAAAAAAAAAAGCUCCCACUCCCAUGACAUUUGGGUCCUGUGGGAUCUCCGUCCCGAUGCACACCUCCAGGUUCGCUAAUCUUAUUAGACACAUGUGGUUUCUUGAGAUUUCAUUAGUCAUUUUGUGGGCCUUCACUUUGUAAGGAAAUGUAGUAUUAGCUGGAGUGGUCGUGGCCUCAGGGAUGUAAUUUUAUAACACUAACUGAAGCCAUUUAUACUGCAAUGUAUAGCUUCAGUAACUGAUUUUAAUACCACUAAACAACUUAUUCCAUAAUUGUGACUUGUAUAUGCUAUUGCAUGUUUGCACAUACACUCACUCUGAAACUAGAAUAACAGCUAUAUGUUUCUUUUCUAUAUGUUAUUGUACAUACACGGCUGUAACUUCAAAUGGUUCUUUUUUUUCCACAUCAUUCUCAUGAGAAUAUCUCUUCAGAUGAGUCUUAAAGAGGUGUAAAAUGUAACUUUACCAAAUCCACAUGUUGUCUACAUUUUUGCAACUACACAGCCUUUGGUUUAGAUUAAUUCUAUCAUGUAAUUACACUAAUACAUGUAAUCAUCAGUUGGCUUGUGCAUACUGUAUAAAAUACUUUUACAUGUUUUAGACCAUGUUUUAUUAUAUUAUGUUUAUUAAGUUAUUUAUGAUAAUGCUCUAUUGUCACAGCAAUAGUCACAACAGGGUCUACAGCAAUGUCGUAAGUGCUGUAGUAGACUCACCUGUACUUCUGUUUUGUAAAUAAAAAUGACAGUCUUCCAUUGCACAAAUGUAUUAUAGCAUGAUUUCUUUUAACCCCUAUAACUGUCAAACAAAUGAUGUUUCGCUUCUUGCAGCAGAAUGGAAUUGAUUUCUCUUCUUACCUUUCGCUUUAGUUAUGGAGUGCGCAACCUUUUCUCAGUUCAUGUGCGCCAGACCGGGCGUGAAAUCUCCCAUUAUAACCAUGGU
This is a messenger RNA of Pangasianodon hypophthalmus (striped catfish), 7560 nucleotides long. RefSeq names its product ubiquitin specific peptidase 19 (gene usp19). The coding region runs from base 952 to 5478 and encodes 1508 amino acids. The transcript is spliced from 26 exons. The record is from RefSeq and is a predicted model, not a curated record. Lineage: Eukaryota; Metazoa; Chordata; Actinopteri; Siluriformes; Pangasiidae. Gene Ontology annotation, biological process: protein deubiquitination. Gene Ontology annotation, molecular function: cysteine-type deubiquitinase activity.